This is a messenger RNA of Thecamonas trahens ATCC 50062, 4624 nucleotides long. RefSeq lists its product as uncharacterized. The record is from RefSeq and is a predicted model, not a curated record. Gene Ontology annotation, molecular function: guanyl-nucleotide exchange factor activity. NCBI's taxonomy places the organism in Eukaryota, Apusomonadida, Apusomonadidae. The coding region runs from base 105 to 3749 and encodes 1214 amino acids. The transcript has 2 exons. Gene Ontology annotation, biological process: small GTPase-mediated signal transduction.
CUCCACACCCGUGGUCUGGACAAGUUGGGCGAGAUGACAAGGACUGCUGCUGCUGCCCACUGGUUGGCGGCGUCUCUCUCGCAGCACAGCUCUACCUCUGCCACAUGUCCAUCCAUCUCACCGUCGCCAUCGCCAUCGCCAUCGCCAUCGCCAUCGCCAUCGCCAUCGCCGCACUCGCGCCCUCCUCCUCGCGCUUCCCGCUCUACAAAGGCUCACGCCUCGUCAUCAUCGCCUGCAUCGCCUGUGGCUUUCCUCGUGGUCUCUCCGAUGGCGAUCUGGUCUCCGCGCCCAUGAUGGGCACGCCGCCGCCCGCCUCCCCGUUGCCGGGCGCUCUGGGCGCGCUGGUGGCGUCGGUGACCAAUGGCCCAGCUGCGCCUGCGGCCGUGGCCCAUGCCACCGACAAUCAAGAGGCUUGUCCCGACUCGGGAACCGGCAUUGACGCGCUGAUGCGUCGUUGCCUGGUCCAGCUGGUCGAGGAUGCCGUGCCAGAAGGCGCAGACCCGGCCUCGGUCCUGCACGACGCCCGCCUCGCCACCACAACCUCGCUUGUCCUCGCCGUCUAUCCGCUGUGGAUGUCUGCCGCCUGGCUUGCCCGUCUCCUUGUCCGCCGCAUCGUCGCUCCGGCCACCCCGCCGUCGGUUGCGCAGGCGCUCCUCUACGUCCUCUCGGCGUGGUGGCGGCUCCUUUCGCGUCCGCGGCUCGGGCCGGGCGGAUUAGUCGAACCGUCGGUCUCGGCCCUCGACGUCGCCGCCUUCAUCACUGCCGGCCUCUCCUCGUGGGCGCCACGCCAUCCCGACGUUGCCGCCGCCUCGGCUACCCUCCUUGUCCGCGUCUCUGCACCGCUCGCCCUCCCGCCGACCGACCUUCCACCGCCGACUCCUGUCGUGCCUUCAGCUUCGCUCCUCCGCAAGGCUGGUCCGCUCGCGACCAUGCGCGCCGACGUCGCUGGGUUCAACGAGCGUCUUGCACUCGGGAGAGUCACCUCCUCCAAGUCGCUCCUCGCCAACGACGCGCUCCUCGUCGCCUCGCAGCUGACCCUCAUUGAGUCAGCCUCGUUUGCUCGCAUCGACCUUGUCGAGUGGCACGCCUACAUCCGGCUCUAUCCGCGCCUCGCCGCCGCCCGCCUCGCCCCGCACACCGCCUGGCCGCUCGUUGCUGCUGCACCCAACCUCACCACCCUCCUGCUCCGUCAGGAGGCCGUCUCCGCCUGGGCUCGCUCGCUCGUCCUGCAGCCGCAGUUUCUCAACGCCCAGCUGGUCCGUGUCGUGUGGCUUGUCCAGGUUGCGCGCUUUGCCUUUGACCUCCGCAACCACGCCACCGCCGCCGCCAUCGUCACCGGCCUCCUCUCGCUCCAGGUCCGCUCUGCCACCGCCCUCUGGCGCCACCUGCCAAAGGCCACUGGCAUGCUCCUCGCCGAGCUCCAUGCCGCCCUCCUCGCGCCGGCAGGCGACUCGCCGUUUGCCGCCACCUCGCGCUACCUCGACGAGACCAACGACUCAUGGCUCGCCCUCGACGAGCUUGCGCCGCAUCUCGCGUGUGUCGCGCCUCGCCUCGCCCAUGCCCGUCGCGGCUUCCGCCUCCUCUCGCGGCUGUGGUCCAAGCGCGGCGGUGGCUCGCCGCUCAUCCCGGUCGUCCCGCGCAUCCUGCACGCCAUGAUCACCUCGGUCCCCUGCGGCGCGUGCAUCGCCCACCUCCCGUCGCGCCCAGCCUUUAUGGUCGCCUCGCUGGUCGCCUCUCUCGAUGCCCUCGACCCGCUCGCCUCAGCCCUCUCCUCGCUCACCCGCCUCUCCGCCGCCCACGCCGGCUAUGCCCUCCUCACCACCGCCCUCUCUACACACCGCGUCUACGGCCAGUUCCCGAUCGCUUCGCCCACCCUUCUCGCCCUCGUCGACCGCACCAUCUGGCGCCCUCUGCUCGACGCCUACUCGCUCUCGCCGCACGACUCGACCGGCCCGCCCGAGGCCACCCUCCUCGCCGCCGCCCGCAUCUCGCCGCUCCUCGACCCCAUGCAGGGCCUGGUCCCGCACGCUUGCUCGCCGCUGCCGCUCUCGCUCGACGCAUUUGCCGCAGAGCCUGGCGCUGCCACCCCCCACGUCUGGGAGGCUGCGCUCGUCGAGGCUCACCCGGCCCGGCCCUCGGGCCCUUCGGGCCUCUUCUCGCUUGGCCGUAUGCUCCUUGGCGCCGUCUUUCCCGAGGCCGGCCUCCACUCGCCGUCGGCCUCGGUCGGCACCCGCCCACACACCCGUCUCUGGGGCUACCUCGCCAUCCACAACUCCAAGGGCCUCUACUUUGUCGCCACUCCGCGCCUCGGCCCGCGCACAGAGCGCAUGGUCACCUGGGACGCCGUCGCCACCAUGGCUCUCGGAUCCUCCGGCUCUGCCCUGCUCAUCCGCACCCGCCUCGGCGCUGUCUACACAUUUACCCACAUCACCCCGCUGUGGAGCCCGGACCCGUCGCCCCACCGCAACAUCUCCCGCCCGCCGCCCGCCGACGUCCUCCUCAACACCCUCCACACCCAGAUGGCCAAGUUCCGCGCAGACACCGACGCCUCGGCCCUCUCGCAGACCCUAGUCGCCCACAAUGUCAACUCGCCAGGCUCGACCCCGCGCGGCGCGUCUGCCGCACGCCGGGUUCCGCCCCGCAAGCCACCGCUCCCGCCGUCAAACUCGACCGAGGCCGAGCUGUACGACGACGAGUCGACCGAGCUCAACGCUUCCUUUGCCGCCCCGGCCACCACCACAGACUCGAUCCUCAUCUUUUCCGACGACUCGCUCACCACAGGCUGGGACGCUCUCUCGUUCUCCUCCUCCGGUCCUGACCCGUACUUCUCGUCGUCUUCCGGCGCUUCGGGCGGGCCCGGUACCCUCUCCGACUCGGCCUGCGCCGCCGACCGCUCGUCGCCCAACCCGCGCGCGCGUGCCCGUCGCUCGCCCAUCCCCUUUGCCGACGAUGCCGCCGCGCUCAAGCGCGCCCAGAAGAAGCGCGUGCCGCCGUGGAAGCGCGCUCGCCUCCGCCGCGCGCUCCCGGCCCCGCCGCGCGUCGCAAGACCGUCGCGUGUCUCUCAGGAGGCGCUCGCCAAAGAGUAUCUCGAGGCCUCCGAGGGUGCCCCGCUCGAGUCGGGUAUCGCGCUGCAGGAAGUCAACUCGAACCGCGGCAUCGUGCUGUUUUCAUUCGACACCCUCAAGCCCGGUCGCGCCUACACCUCGCUCACGUCGGGCCUCCGCAUCUCGCGCUCCGGUGAAGGCUCGAUCCGCAUCGGCAACAAGCUCUUCUCCAUCCCGGUCACCCAGUCGCUCUCACCAACUCUUGCUGUCUCGACUCCGUCGCUCCGCCAGAAGCGCUCGUCCGAGCUUGUCCGGCUCGCCCACAUCAACUCGGCCCUCGCCGCCCAGCACGACCGCGAAGCCGCCCGCGCCGCAAAGGCCGUCAUGCUUUACGAGCGCGCACAGGCUCACAUCCGCGCCAAAGAGGCCCGUGCAGAGGCCCGCGCCCGUGCAGACUUUGAGCGCGAGCGCCGUGCAGCAUUCAAGUCCCGCAGGGACGCCGUCGCUGCUCAGCGGCGCCGCGUUGCCGCACGCCGUGCCGCACGUCCGACCUCGCCAAACGCAUCGAACCCGACCUCGCCGACCUCGUCCUCGUCGGCUGCACGCAAAUCGCGCACCCGGACAAAGUCGUCCACUAAGCGCGCCCGCCCGCAACCGCCACUACCGGUCCCGGUCGAGGCCGCGCCAACCGCAGUGACACCGUAGCAGCUCACGCAGACCCAGCCGCCGCGCCCGAGCCCGAGCUCGAACUCGAGUAUGAGUAGCUCGAGCCCGAGCCCGAGCCCGAGCCCGAGCCCGAGCCCGAGCCCGAGCAGCUGGCGCUUGUCAGCGCCGUGCCUCCGUUUUUGCCGGUAGACUCGGUCGCCGGCACCGAGCCCGACGUGGGCGAGUAGUUGUCCGAGUCAGUGCCCGAGAGCGAGUCGAAGGCGCCCGACCGCGACCGCGACCUCGCGCGGAGCACCGGGUGCAGGGUCGGCGUCAGUCGCCGCCCUCGCGAACCCUCACGCAUAUGCUCUACCGCCGAGUCGUCGUCCUCGUUGUCCGAGUCAAUGGCCGAGUCGUCCGACGCCGAGCCGGCGUUCGACGAAAGCGACGACUCGCGCGACUGGAUGCUCGCUCGGGUAGUCGCCAGCCACCGCCGUCCGAGCAUGACCGAGAGCGAGAUAGCGGCCAUUGACUUGACCUUGACCGCCGCCGCCAUCACCUCCUGGGCCGGAAUGACAAUGUCUGGCUCCUCGACCGGCGACAGCGGCGCGGCGCCUCCGCAGGUCACCCACUCGUUGGCCAUGAUGUCAGCCAUAGUGUACCGCGCGUCCGGAUCCUUGGUCAGCAGGCCGUCGAGGAGCUCCCGGAGCGCCGGCGGCGUCGCCGGCGACGCCGGAUACUCGACCGAGUUGUGGAGGAUGGCGUCAAAAAGCUUCUUCUGCGUUGCAAACGGAUUGCCUCCCGGCGGAGGCUCGAAAGGUAGCGCGCCAAAGACAAAUGAGUAGAGCGUGACGCCGAGCGCCCAGAGGUCGACCGGCUUGCCCUUGACGUCGGACGACGCACAGAGCUCAGGCGCCAUAAACGCGGGUGUGCCC